AUGAAACCUGUCGCAGGAGUAUUUGCGACUCUCUCACUUCUCGCCUCUGCGACUCCGAUUGAGAGCAGCAGUGCCAGCAACAGCAACAGCAUCACCUCGCACGUCCGCAAUGCAAACUACAUCUUUAAUUCCCUGCACUCGUCCAUGCGACAAUGGGGCUCUGCAUGGCACCACAACGGCAUGUCCUUCUACCUCGCAAGCGUGCCUUCAGGCACACAGUUCUAUCACGGCACCCAGUCUGCGGACCGAGUGAAUGGCACCGAGUGGCUGGCCUUUGAGCCCGAGCAUGCCCUGAAUUUCGCUCGUCCAAGGCAUGGCAGGGGCCCUGGGAAGGGUCCUGGUGGUGGUCCUCCUCCGGGUGGUCCUCCCCCUCCUCCUCCCUUCGCAAUGAGGAAAGAGAAAAUGAACAAGGGCAAGCAAGAGGUGCUGUUGCCUGGCGAUAAAGCGGAUAAUGAAGGACAAAGAGAAGAAGAAGAGGAAGAAUGGGGCUAUCUCCAUACCUACGUUGCCAACAAAGACCUACGCUUGCUGUACAUCGACGGCCUCUCAGCCGGAAAGACAGAUAUGGGAACAACCGAUUCCGGAGAUCGCAUCUUUCUGCAAGAUCGCAAUCUUACCCUUUCCGACAACGAUCAGCGAACGCACCAAGCUGGGCCCGGCGGUGAAUAUGCACGGGCUCGCAUUGGCUGCGAGAUCGCGCGAAAUGACUGGAACGACCGCAUUGAUGGUGUGCUGCGCGCCGAGGCCGGGUUUGAAAUCAUCCUAUGUGAUUUUGCGCGCGAUCUAGACGUUGUGCGUAUCAAUGCUGUGAAGAAGGAUGAUGAUGAGACUUUUCCUGCCGGGUUUGGGAAUAGCGGGUAUUUCUACCGCUCUAUAGCAGCGCGGUUUGAUGGCAUUGGUGGUGAACGUGUCAAGAUCAACUAUGACAAUUUCAUCACGGCGUUCACCUACGAAGAACUGGAUUUGUUCAAUGGCGGGAAGAACCAAAUGCCUCGAUUAAACCACUUUUCCACCGAAGAGCUACAGCCUAUUCGGGAUGACCUCACCCGGUUCGUGAUGGAGCAUGAGACUACGGAGGAAUCGUCGUUCAACUGGCAGAGUAUCGUUGAUAUGAUAGUCACGAAAUACUCGAAUCUGCUCAUGUUCUUUGCUUCGGAUGAGAUGGAGUCCCUGCAGAGUCUGCAGGCGAACAUCACGACUAUUUUCCUCGCCUUUAUCGACGGUCGUCGGCGCGAUGCACUCGCUGAAACGGAGCGGUGCGCAACGCAAUUCAUCGCUAACCCGAACAACAACCGUCUUUCGCCUCGCCAGAACGUGCACAAAGGCAAGUCUCUUGCUGGCCAGGUUGUCUAUGAUGUGUCGUACAGUAUCUGCUCCACCUUGCGUAGCGUGCUAGACGAUACUGAUUUCAUGGUGGCCACGUCUCGUAUUACAAAUCUCAUUGAAUAUCUGGCGUGGACUACGUGGAAAGAAUGCAAGACUAAAUGUGCCUAUAACCAGGCUUGCUUUAUCCCCAUCUGGCCCUUCGGCACGGUGCAGGAUCGCUUGGAUCCGCAGUGCAAGGAGGGCGAGGAUGAUUCCAGAGGUGGUGAGAGAUACUGGCGAGGUGGAUUUGGGGGUGGGAAACCUCGUGAGGAUGGUUGGCAUGAGGAGUUGUAG
Talaromyces atroroseus is the source of this 1659-nucleotide messenger RNA. RefSeq lists its product as hypothetical. The coding region runs from base 1 to 1659 and encodes 552 amino acids. The transcript has a single exon. The record is from RefSeq and is a predicted model, not a curated record. NCBI's taxonomy places the organism in Eukaryota, Fungi, Ascomycota, Eurotiomycetes, Eurotiales, Trichocomaceae.